ACAGCAGCAGCACCAACAGCAACAGCAACAACAACAACAGCCAUACCAACAACUGCAGCAGCAACAGCAGCACCUAUCGACUGUCGGUGUGACACAAUCUCCGGUGGAGGAGACGUCUGGUCCACAUCCUGCUGCGUUGUCCAUCGGGGAGGGAGGAGACAGCCGCUCGGCACCUCCGGUCGUGCCCAUGGGGAGAGGGGGGGGCAAGGCAGAGGUGGGAGAGCUCCGGACGCCCCACUCUGUGUCCCAGGCUCAAGCUAUGGCUGCUGCGUACGUGACCCAGGAGUCUCAGAGUGACCCGUCCACCGGUCAGUUAGGCCCUCAUGAGCUGGUGUCCAGCUGGCUCGAUCAAGCAGAAAACACUGACGCUGACACGAGCCAGGUGGAAGAUUUCAGCGUGAUGAGCCAGGAGGAACUGCAGAAGAAGAAAAAACGUCUAGAAAAGAAACUGGCUCAAGUGCGAAAGUUAGAGAGUCGGGUCUCGCGUGGGGACCCGUUGUCUCAGGAGGAGGAGUCAAAAUUACAGAGGAAAAGUGACUUAGUGGAUGAGGUCAACAAGGUGACAGCAGCUCUGUUGUGACGACCUGACACUUAUGUAGUUGUUGCGGGCGGUGGUGAGGUACUCGCGGUCACUCGGGACUGCCAUGUGGAACAACACGGCGGGUCAGAGAACUGUUUUAGUGCACAUGUAAUGGACACCAAAUGUCUUUCAGCCAAUCAAAGUGAGGCUUAUGUCUGUCUGAUAAGAGCUUGUAAAUUUGCAAUAUUAGGGGUGGGGUAAUUUUAGCGCUGAUUUUGGUAAAGUUUUGGUUUUAAGGUGCAUAGAAUGCUCUUUUCUCUCAGGUACAAUGUGUCUGCAGUAAUGCCAACUUUGAUGUAUCCAGUCGGAACUUUUGAUUUUUAAAAUGUUGAUUGUAGAUUUACGGUGUUUCGGGAGUUACAGUUUCCCUUGAAAGUGAAGCAAAUUUCUAAGAGGCAAACUUGAUCCAUGAUCCAGCUGAGGAAUCUUCUUGGAAUUUUCUUAAUUAGAGGAGCAGCAAACAAGAAAAGCAGGUCUCAAAGUCUGCUUCGAAAUACAUAUGUUUUAAAGUGAAAUGGAAGAGUAGAUAAAAAAAGGUAAUUGUACUUAUACAAGGACGUCAUCAUGUAUAUAAUAAUUGUAAAUGCAUCAGCUAGGGAUAUUUUAGCAAUAAAGAUAUGAAAGAUCACUUCCCCCCCCCCCCCCCCCCCCCCUCCCUACUUCUCUGGAAGAGCGAUAGGGAGAUUCAUAUGAGAAUAAGAGUUUGUAAUUUUAAAACAUGGAAAAGUUUUAUUUUGUUUUUAUUAUUAACUUUUAGGGGGUCCUUUAAGAAUGCCCCAAAAUAUAACAUCCUCUGAACAAUUAUGUAUUCUGCAGUGUAAAAAAAAAUGUUCAUGAUUCACAAAAUAAAAGUUCAAAUUCAAGAGAAAAACAUUGAUGCAAUAUUGCUAUUUGAUUUGAUAAGAUAAGACAAUACUUUAUUGUCCAGGAGGGAAAUUUUUCUUGGCUGUACAGGACUGUAAAUACACAUGCAGGUAUGCAUAAAAAUAAAAAAAUAUAUUACUU
Aplysia californica (California sea hare) is the source of this 1585-nucleotide messenger RNA. RefSeq lists its product as uncharacterized. The coding region runs from base 188 to 580 and encodes 130 amino acids. The transcript is spliced from 5 exons. The record is from RefSeq and is a predicted model, not a curated record. NCBI's taxonomy places the organism in Eukaryota, Metazoa, Mollusca, Gastropoda, Aplysiida, Aplysiidae.